Messenger RNA from Malus domestica (apple), 2130 nucleotides. Its product is annotated as pentatricopeptide repeat-containing protein At3g22470, mitochondrial-like. The record is from RefSeq and is a predicted model, not a curated record. Gene Ontology annotation, molecular function: protein binding. Lineage: Eukaryota; Viridiplantae; Streptophyta; Magnoliopsida; Rosales; Rosaceae.
AUUGAUAAGCGGAAGUAGCUGACUGAUUGACGCGGUGAAACUCAAUGCGGAAAGCCAUUUGGUAAAGUUUUGCACUUUUCACAUUGAAAUCUCUUCAAACAAAUUUGUUGUCAGAUAAGAGCGUAUCUUAUAUAAUACGACUUUCCUCACUCCCAACCAUUGAAAGAAAAAAAAAUUCAAAAAAUAAAAAUAACGGAACAUCACCGGAAAAAGGGUUCGAUAAACACAAUCAAUUGGUCAUCUUCUUACUGAUUAGCCCAGAUGCUGAACAUGAUGCGGGCGACGACAAUGGCUGCUUCGACUUCUUUCAAGGUCGAUCUCGGCAUCGGCAGCAGACUGAGAGGGAGAGGUAUGCCGCCUGUGUCUUGUCUAGUUCACAACUCAACUCUUUUUCUAUUGCCCAACUGUUACUUGGCUCCGUUUCACGCUCGACCUUCUUAACCAACCAAAUCUAAAAGCACCCAAUUGCAUUGGCGUGUGAAACUCAAUAAUCUUGAGGAUGCACUCCAUGUGUUCGACGAAAUGCUUCAAAUGCGUCCUCUGUCGUCCGUUAUCCGAUUCAAGUCUUGACUCAAGUCGCCAAAUUGAAACAUUAUGCAACAGUCAUCGUGUUGAAUGAUCAAAUGGGCCUGUUGGGAAUUGGUCCUAAUGCUUACACUCUAAACAUUAUCAUUAAUUGCUUUUCUCAUUUGAACCAAAUCGGGUUUGGUUUGUCCGUCUUGGGAAAAUUCUUCAACACUCUAAUCCACGGGUUCCUUCUUCAGAAUAGAGAGGCCGAUGCUGUUGGAAUUCUGAAUAAAAUGAUGGAGAGUGGUACUUGUAAGCCCAAUGUGGUUACUUUCGGCACACUAAUAAAGGGCCUUUGCAUGAAAGGUAACAACACUGGAUCUAUCCAAUUGCUUAAGAAGAUGGAAGAAGCAGGUUGCAAGCCAUAGUUGUCUACAACACGAUCAUCGACAGUCUUUGUAAGGACACUAUGCUUGUUGAUGCGAUGAACCUCUUCUCUGAAAUGAUGAGUAAAGGUAUUGACCCCGAUGUCAUUACAUAUACUUCUUUGAUUCAUGGAGUAUGCAAAUUAUGGGGGUCGAAAGAAGCUACGAGAUUGUUUAAUGAAAUGGUGAGCAAAGGCAUAUUUCCAACUCUGCACACCUUCAAUGUCUUGGUAGACAGCCUUUGUAAAGAGGGCUUGGUUGGGGAAGCAAAAAGCAUUGUCGAAUUGAUGACUCAAAGAGGUAUUGAGCCUGACACAGUUACUUAUAAUUCGCUCAUGGAUGGUUAUUGCUUGCGAGGGGAAAUGAAUGAGGCAAAAAAGGUUUUGGAACUAAUGCUUAGCAAGGGAUCCAUUGUUGAUGCUUAUAGUUACAACAUAUUGAUAAAUGGCUAUUGUAAGCAUAGAAGGAUAGAUGAGGCGGUGUUGCUUUUUGAGGAAAUUUCUAGUAUCAGAGUCAUUCCAAAUGUCGUUAUUUACACCACUCUCAUGGACGGUUUUUGCAAAGUAGGGAGAACACAAGAUGCACAAAAGUUGUCCUCUCAGAUGCAAGCUUGCGGCCAUUUUCCAGAUGUUCAAACCUAUGCUGUUUUAUUGGGUGGCCUGUGUAAAAACCAACAAUUUCCCGAGGCAAUACAAUUGUUAAGAGAUAUGGAGAGUAAGAAGUUAGAGCCAAAUAUUGUGAUUUACGCUAUUCUAAUUGGAGGAUUGUGCAUUGGUGGGAAAGUUGAAUUUGCAAGGGAUCUCUUUCGCAGUUUAUCAUCAAGAGGUCUUCAACCUAAUACCAGGACAUAUAACAUAAUGAUUGGUGGAUUUUGCAACAGAGGGCUAACAAACGAAGCGGUAAAAUUACUUAAAGAAAUGGAAGAGAAAGGUUGUUCUCCAAAUGGUUGGACCUAUAACAUAAUCAUCCGAGGCAUUUUCAAUAACAAUGAGCUAUCAGAAGCGAUGGGACUUAUUCAACAAAUGGUGGGGAAGGGUUUUUUCUGCAUAUGCGUCGACGGAAUUGAUAAUUGAUUUGUUGUCUAAAGAUAAAGUAGAUCUUGCUUUGUUGCCAUUGAUAGACAGAUCGUAGUGAAGUUAAUUUCUAUCUUGUAAAGUUGAAACAGAUCCUUCUAAUGAUUAUUGUUAAUUUUGAAAGU